GUUAUUAAUCUAUUUAUUUGGUGUAAAAAGUAAUAAUAACAAAAUUAGAAUAAAACAAAAUUUCAAAAUACUAUUUGGUCGUAAAUGAAUAGAUAAUAGGAUUCUAAAGGGAAGAAAACUAGUUAUAGACAGUAAUAAGACUACGGCUAAUAUGAAUAUUCUAAAUAAUACAAAGAUGAUAAUAAACCAAAGCAGGAUUAUGAAAUAUAUGAGAAAGAGGACUAUUCGGAAUACAUAUAAAAAAAUGAAUAAGACAAGUAUUACUAUGAAGCAGAUGAAUAUGAACAAUAAAACUAACAUGAAAAUCCUUAAGAUUAGUAGGAAGCAGAGCAUUUUGAAGAAGUACCUAACAUCAAAAAAAUUUUAGCUAAAAAAGUUUAAAAUGAUCAAAAAAAUAAAUUGAUUUAAAGCAAAAGUGAAUAAGAAAAUAAUCAGAAUGGUGAAGAAGGUUAUGAUGAUGAGGACUAAAACGAUGAAAAUUAUUAAUAAGAAGAAUAAGAAGAAGAAGACGAUGAUGAAUAUUAAGAAGAUAAUGAUGAUUAAAAUAAAACAAAUAAUUAGUAAAAGUAAUAAAAAUAGGGCAACUUAACGAAAGCUACCAAAAAAGUCUUCAAAAAAUAUGAAGAUUAAGGAGGCUUAAGUGAUGAACAAGAAGAUGAAGAACAAUAUUAUGAAGAGGAUGAAGAAGAAUAGAACUUAAACACAAAUUAAUACUUAAAAUAGUAAUAAAAUACUGGAGGGAUAUUGAAGAAUUCAAAGCAAAAUUAAAAUAGAAUUAAGACUACUUCAAACAAAAAUAUUCAGGAUGUUGACGAUGAUGAUGGAGAAGAAGAUGAUCCUGAAAAAGAAACAGAUUACCCUGAAUAAUCAAAUUAAACACAAUAAAGCAGCAAAUCAGGAAACUCUAACAAUUAUUUAAGAAGUACAAAAUCAUUUUAAACUAAGCAAGAGAUCAAAUAAGAGGAAAAAACUUUGUCGUAAAUGUCAGAGCCUUUCGAUAAUAUUUACAACACUAAAAAAUAUCCGUUGGGAAUUGUAGAUGAUCCUGCUCUCGAAGAAUAAAGAAAAAAUCUAUGGAAAACUUUUGGUAGAGAAUGUGCUGCUGGUAGAGAACUAUUUUCACUAUAUAAGUGUCACAUGCCUCCUAAAAUAAGUUAUCCUAAGCCUAAGUAAAAAACUGCUGAAGAAUUGUUACCUAAACCUAAGGAAAUUAAGCCUUGUCCAUAAAAAACAUAAAUCAGCUAUCCUCCAUUGAGUUAUAAAGAACCAAAAUAAAAAUAUUUCAAGGUAGAUUUCAUACCAAAGCGUAAACCUGAAUCUGAGAUUAGAAAAGAACUGGAAGAAAUAGCUAGAAAUCCAUAUAUCCCUGCUAACACAGGUAAAAACAGAAAAGAGCUUAUUGAGAAAUUAUAAUAAAAGUUUAAGCAUUUAAGAGGUGGUUUACCAAAAGGAGCUGAAUUACCUCUUAUUGAUGAAAAUAAGUUGGUCUGUGAUGAGGAAGCUAUUAAAAACCAAGCUAAAAAGAGGAUAGGUAUGAAAAAUAAAAUAUUCACGGGAGAAUACGAAGACAGAAACGACUAAAAAACUGUUAUUUCAGAUGAUCCUGUUUAAGAAUGUAAUAUAUUGUUUGAUUAGAUUAUGCAAGAAAUCGAAGAAAGAUAAGAAUAUUUAGAUUCUAUCAAAGACCUCAAAGAGCCUAAGCUCAAAACAAAAAUAAAGAAAGAAAUUAUCGAAAGAGUAGCUGAACUACAAAAGGUUACAGAGCUCAAAUAAAAAUAUAUGUGA
Tetrahymena thermophila SB210 is the source of this 1785-nucleotide messenger RNA. RefSeq lists its product as hypothetical. The record is from RefSeq and is a predicted model, not a curated record. Lineage: Eukaryota; Ciliophora; Oligohymenophorea; Hymenostomatida; Tetrahymenidae. The transcript has a single exon.